GUUUUAAAAAGAGCUAAACAAAUCGCAAACAUAUCAUAUCACGAAUUAGGUUUCAUUCAACCCCCCCCUCCUCAAACGCCUACAUUGGUACGGUUUAAAGCGGACGGACGCUUGGAAAAGGGCAACAGUAUUGGAAAUGAGAAACUGGCGUCCAUUUUGGCUCUAUCAGGUCCGCCUACCGAUGCAAAUCUAGAGGGAGUGAGAUCCAAAAUGGCGCAAUAAGGGCUACAGUUUCAGAAAGGCGGGACUGUAGGGUGGGACGUGUGUUUGCUUGGCUGGGAGUAAUGAAUGAAGACGUGGUUGCUCCACUUACAGGCAAGACGAGGGAUUAGCAAUAAUAAGAAUGAUGCAGAGCUCCAGAAAUGCAUCGCAAAUCUGUGCAAAAGUGGCGAGUUUCUUCCACAAGGAUUAAAAGAUCGAAAUCUAAAUGGAUGUAAGCGAUCAUGGUAAGGAGUUUAUUGUGGACUGAUGGCGACCGAAUGCACCGAAGAAGCGGUUUUAUGCUUUCUAACGGAGAAAGGAGGGAGAGCGAAGCACGCGGAUUUCAUAGAACACUUCCGAUCUUUUAUUCCCGCUACAGACGCGUUCAGGAGGUGCGUGGACCGGGUCGCGGUGGUGAGCGUGGAAAACGGAGAGCAGUACGUCUGUGUGAAAAACCGUGAGGAUGGUCAUCCUGGACCGGACCGCGCCUCCGUCCUGGGAAGCAUCCUCAGCUCUCGGGUUGCCCGUGACACCGGGAGGGGGGAGAGCCACGCGCCCGUCCAACCGGACCUGUCACGGAGGCACGCGCUCAACAUCAGCGAUGAGGUUAAACGAGAAAUACCGCACGGCUCGGUAUGCGCCGACGCAGGUGCGCACACGCCUCCAAAUAUUUCGCACGCCUGGAUUUCGACUGGAUCGUCGGUUUCAAGCGCUUGCGAUUUGGUCGCGCACAAAUCCGAGGACAAAUCGGAAAUGGGGAACCAGUUCGCCAGGAACGUCCUGAGCGGGUUGCCUCAAGGUUCAGGUGUAACUCAAACCACUGGGAAAAGCGCACCGGCGGUGAUUGAGUCGACGACUGACGGAGGUGAGUUCCUCCGUCACGCAAGUUCACCGGUGCACACCGACGCCCAGGUGAGCGACAGGUAUCCGUCCGGGAGAACUGAUCAAAGUCGCCCCGAGGAAUCGGUAACGAAAGCACGCGAGGAGGAUGCGGGAGGAGCGGAGAGCGUUGUAGGCACCUGCGGCGGCUUGGAGGAGGAGAGACCCUCGGGCACGGCAAGCAACACCCCCAGAGGGAGUCGGAGGAAUCUCGCAAGGCGCACGACGAGCAACUCGCCGCAGGUCCGACGCAGCGUGCACGCGCUCAGGCAGAGCCGGCACGCGGCCAAGGGCGACGGCGACGCGCGCGCCGAGGACGAGGUCGCGGCGGCGACGCUGGACCCCACGGAGCACGAGUGGAUGCUGCGCGCCUGCGACGGCGAGUGGGACAGCUUGCAUCGCCUUCUAAAAAGUGAGCCCAGCCUCGUCCGUAAGAAGGACUUCGUGACCGGCUUCACGUGCAUGCACUGGGCCGCCAAGCAGGGCAGGCACGAGCUGCUCGCCCAGAUCGUGAACUUCGCGCGGCAGAGCGGCGUGGAGCUGGACGUGAACGCGCGCUCGGGCGCAGGCUACACGCCCCUCCACAUGGCCGCCAUGCACAACCACGUCGAGGUCAUCAAGCUGCUGGUGGGCGCGUGCGACGCCGACGUCGAGGCUCGCGACUACAGCGGCAAGAAGCCGAGCCAGUACCUGCGCGCCGACGUCGCGCGGGACGUCCUCGACAUCGCGGGCGCCGACUCGGCGCGCGACCCCGCCGACGAGGGGGGCGCGCCCGGCGACGAGGUCGCGCGUUGGAAGCUGACGCGCGUCCUCCAGUCCAACCUGAGGCUGCUGAACCGCAGCGCGAGCGAGGACGACGACCGCGACUGCGUCGGGGCGCUCGCGCGGGACAGGCCACUCCACCGAAAGUCGUCGUUUAACAGGCUGAAGCCCCGGAUGAGCAAGGGGCGCGCGGGGAUCACACCGAUCGUCCACAGCACGUCGCACUUUGAUCGUCUCGAGGGAGCCACGGGACAGACUUCCGGUCCGGUUAGAACCAGGCCCAAGUCCAACCUGUUUGGAUAAUUCGGAUCUCAGACUUCUCAGAUUUGCUGCUUCCCUCACACACACACACACACACACACACACACACACACACACACACAGUGGUACGGAUACCAUAGGUCCAAUAUAUGGGUCAAGUCAAAGCUAAAACAAUCCACACAUUUAUAACUUAUUUGAUUAUCAUAAUAUUUUAAAUAAUUUUGGAAAUGUCCAUCAUACAUUAUUACCUCAAACACCUUUACUGAAAUAUUCAAACAAAUCUAAACUGGCCCCUGUCCGAGUCUAGUCCUAGACUAAAUAUUGGGUCUUUACUAACAAAAAAAAACCCUUUAAAUCUUCAUUAUGUUUAUUAUUAAAUCUAAUAUUAUCUAGGUCUGUAUAGAACAAUUAUUUACUUCACUUAUAUUUAUUAGAUUCAAAGCACCUCAUGGACCUGCCUGGUUGAAAGAGAGAAACUGUUCAAUCUUCUUCUCCAGAUGCUGUCGCAGUCAAAAUCCGUCUCCAAAAAGUGCAUUAUUUAACAUUAAUAACAAUGUUAUUAAUUUUUUUUUAUACGCAUCAGCAAUUACAUACAAACAAUUGAAAAAAAAAAAUUGUGGAACGUCAACAAAACAAUGGUUUCACUUAUCACUUAUGUUAUAGCAGCUGCAAUUUUUUUCCUUCCAUCAAUCGCUUUUACAAGGUUCCUGACUCUGGUGGACUUCCAUCCAAUAACAAACAUCAAAAGUCUUAUAACAGAAAACAGUCCAUGUGGAGCAGUAGAAGCUGCUGUAGAAGCUGCUGUAGAAGCUGCUGUAGAAGCUGCUCUGAAUUAGCUGUUUCUAUUGAAUUCGUAUUAGAACAUUUACAUUUUAGACUCUCUCAUCCACAGCAACUUCUAAUUCUUAUUUAUACAACCGAGUGAUUGACGGUUAAGGGCCUUGCCCAUGCUGGGAUCUGAACUCACAACCUUCUGAUUAGAAGUCCAUCGAAUUACAUCAUAACUAAUCAGAUUUGAGGAUUGAUAUGAUUUCAGCUAUUACAGUUUAAUGCUCUUAGGAAAGAAACGAUUCCCUUCAAAAGCAUAACAAUGUAAUAUAGUCAUUUAAGGAACUGACUCAGACGGUUUUACUUCCAAAAAAAACAACCCAUAACCACCAGGUUGGUCUAUAAGUGUUGCUUUGUAUGAAUGACACUAUAUUUUUACUACUACGGUAUAAUUUCCUGUCGUUUUCAGAUCAAGCGCUUUACGUUUACAGUGAAUGUGAUUUUUGUUGCACUUUUUAUUAACCCUUUAUUUAAUAUUAUUAUAGUUAAGUAGUUCAGAGAGCCAGACAUUUUAAUUCCCCCCCGAGUUGAAGUUGUGGAAAGACUUGCUGAGGGUUUGAGCAUGUCUGAAAAUGUUAGCGUCAUUGUGGUUUCACAUGAGCAAGCUCGAGCUCGUUCGCUCUUCACACACUGCUGAACGAGCGAUUCGUCAGUUCGCUGUUUUGACCACGACGAGUUUAGAGUUGGGAAAAACACGGCUUUCGUUUUAGCUCCGUCAUGUGCAUGUGUUUUUGGUGAAUUUUAGCGUUUCUUUGUGUCGAGAAUGGAAUAUUUUUGUUUUCUGUUUAGUGGAAACGGACGUGAAGAAAGCAGAAGGGUGAUUGUUACAGGGGGAAAACAGAAACACCGAUACACAAAUAGCACAAAUUCACUAAUAAUUUAUGAAUUUCAUUAAAGAAUAUCGUGCACAAAAGUAUUUGGACACCUGACUUUUCCAGCCAUAUGUGUUUUUCCCCAAUCUGUUACCAUAAAGUUCUAGAAGGUUCCCUGGUGGUCUAGUGGUUAGGUUGCUUUGGGAUAAAAGUGAAUGCUAACUGCAUUCCAGACCUCCUCACCCUCAUCCACAUUAGUACCUGCCUUUACUAAUACUCUUGUGGCUGAAUGAAUCUCAAACAAGUCUUCACCAGCAUAUUCCAAAAUCUAGUGGAACAUCUCACCUUCCCAGAAGAGUGGGAGGAUUUUAUAACAGCAAAUGUGAAAUGGGAUUUUCAAAAAGCACAUACCAAAUUUAUAGUCAGGUGUCCACAAACAUUUGUCCAUACAGUUUAUGUAUCACAACAUCCAGGGUUUCUUCCACUUUUGUGACGUUUCUGUGAAAUAAGCUAAACACAUUAAUGAUUUGAUAGAAAAGUGUAUUGUGAGCUAAUUAUUUACUUUAUCACUCUUCAUAUCGGAUCAGAAUACCGCUAGGGAAUCCUACGCAGAAUACAAACUUUAUUAUAUUUUAUGUUUCAGUAUUUUAUAUUAAAGUUAAAUGCAAUUCCAAAGAACAGCUCGGGAAAGACUUUUCCAACUUUUCCACCGCCUCUGAUUUGAAAGUAGUUUUAAAAAUUAGGGCUUCGCAAGAGUUCGCGUAACAGAACCAUACGAUUGUUUGUCCACCGCUCAGACUCUGAAUGGCUGUAAGUUUUGUCUAGUUUUUUUUCUCAGUUCCAAGAAAUAUGCACUGCAGAUGUAAUCAUUAGAGAUCAGGUUAAAAAAAAACUGGGAGUAUUUCUUUUGGUUGGCUUAAGACCUUCUCUUUCUCUUCGCUCGGGUUUGUUGUGUGCUGCUGAAGGUUACGGUACAGAAUCUGGUGUUCUUAUCAGAAACAGGACUGUGUACAGAUUAGACAUAAAGUCAAUUUAGAACGCGACCUUAUUUAUUUUAGAUAUAACUGUGUGUGUGUGUGUGUGUGUGUGUGUGUGUUUUAUUUGACACAAGCGCCUUUCACUUACUUAAACAAGAGUCUAAAAGUUUUCUUUCGCUUGCCGAGGUUAAGCUUAGUCUUGUAUUUAAUGUAUGAUGUCAUCAUUUAACUGCAUUAAUAGGUCAAUGCAAAGUCCUCAGAUGGAUAGUAAAAUUGAAAUGUGUGUGAGUGUGUUUGUUAAUUGAUGUCCUUGGUCAGUUGACAAAGUGUGUGUGUGUGUGUGUGUGUGUGUGUGUGAGAAAAGCGAGAAACACAUGAUCUGUUGCUCGAGCUUAUUACCUCACAUGAUCUAAAUGGAGGCAAAGCCCCCCCAUUAUAUGUUUAAAGCAUUGCAUCAUGGGUGAUAAAAGACUUAAACAUGCUUACUUUUUCCCACAUCCUGCUUUUUUUUUUGGAUUCAUGUCAGCCGGGACUUUGCAAUGGCCUGGCAGAAAACGAAGUUACGCAACAGUACAAAUGUUCAGGCCAGUUCUUUUUUUCCCCAGAAAUUCCAAGAAGUUCUGACACCGGUGAAUCGGAAAUUACUUCACACUGCCAAGAACCGGGGUCCCACGUCGUUUCUGCCUAAAUGUGCAAAAAAAAAGUUCAGUCAUAUCGAAAUGUGUUUUCGAAGUUUAGAUGAAUGUUUAUGACCUUCCUUUUUAGAUUUCUGGACUGAAUAAUUAUACUAUAAAACUCUAGAAAUCUCUUGUACAUCUUAGAUGUUGUCUUUUGUGAACAUUUUUAACCUAAUCAGAUCUCAUACUAAACAUUUGUAGGAUUUCUGACACAGAAAAAAACUGUUAAAUCCAAACCGCAUUGUAAUGAAUUUUUGUAAAUAUUUGACGAUUUUAUACAGUUUAUAGCUUUGCUUUUUUUUAUGUCCCAUGUUUUAUGUUUCACUGUUUUUACCUUAGUACUUCAGCACUUUUAAUUUUAAGGUAAUAUGAGCACUUUUAUACAUAUUCUUGUUCUGGACAUGUUCUUAUUCUGUGCUAUUGUUCCUCAUUCACAAUUAAUGACAAAAACGAAACUGGGUGCCAACUGGAAUGUUUGUUUCUCAUCAUUAAACCAAUACUCCAUCCAAAGUUCA
Silurus meridionalis is the source of this 5912-nucleotide messenger RNA. RefSeq names its product ankyrin repeat domain-containing protein SOWAHC-like. NCBI's taxonomy places the organism in Eukaryota, Metazoa, Chordata, Actinopteri, Siluriformes, Siluridae. The record is from RefSeq and is a predicted model, not a curated record. Gene Ontology annotation, molecular function: protein binding.